CGCUUCCCGUCGAAACUGGCCUGGAGGUGGAAGGCGUCAAUGUGUAACGCGGGGCUGUGGGCUGUCCCCCGAGGGCGUGGGGAGAGACGAGGCGAGCCGGGGGCUAUAAGAGGCCAUCCAUCCCCACGGAGCCUCUGGCCAAGGGACACGGACGGACCGAGGGAACAGAUGCCGAAGGGAACCCUCGCAGGUUGUGAUGGUUAAGGCGGGACACAUCGUGCUCUCGUUUUGCAGAGGAGACUCUGGUAGUUGUCACAUGAAGGUACAUUUAUAGGAAACUGACUCAUCAUCUGUGCUGCCUCUGCCUCUGCACCCAGUUGACAAGAUGGUAUUUCGGAAGCCACCAGAUGGUGGCUGGGGCUGGGUGAUUGUUGUAGUUUCCUUCUUCACCCAGUUCCUGUGUUACGGAUCACCGCUGGCGGUGGGAGUCUUGUAUUUAGAGUGGCUGGAUGCUUUUGGAGAAGGGAAAGGCAAGACUGCUUGGGUUGGAUCACUAGCAAAUGGAAUUGGAUUGCUUGCCAGUCCUGUCUGCAGUAUAUGUGUAUCAUCUUUUGGAGCAAGACCAGUAGCUAUCUUCAGUGGCUUUAUGGUGGCUGGGGGCCUCAUGAUGAGCAGUUUUGCACCUAACAUAUACUUCCUAUAUGUUUCAUAUGGGAUAGUUGUUGGUCUUGGAUGUGGCCUUUUGUAUACUGCAACGGUUACCAUCACGUGCCAGUAUUUUGACAAACGCAGAGGCCUUGCACUUGGUCUGAUUUCAACAGGCUCAAGUGUUGGACUCUUUAUAUAUGCAGCACUGCAGAGAGAGCUUAUUGAGCUGUAUGGACUGGAUGGGUGUCUGCUAAUAGUUGGUGCCCUGUCUCUAAAUAUAUUAGCAUGUGGCAGUCUAAUGAGACCUUUGGAAUCGUCCAGUUCUCCUCCACCAGAUAAAAUGUGUGUAGACAAAGUCCCAGAACAAUAUUUUGUUUACCAUGAAAAGACUGUUGAAGAAAACAUUAGCAUCCUUGAAAAGGGCUAUAUUGAUGAAAAAAGUGUGAACAAUGUGCCUGAUUGCAAACAGGAUAGCAUUUUGAAUAAGAAUGUAUUGAGCUCAAUAAAUGUAAAUGAGAAAGACACUUACAAAAAGAAAGUUGUGGAACAGACAAACUUCUGCAAGCAACUCGCCAAAAGGAAGUGGCAGCUCUAUUUGACCUACUGGAAGGAGACCGUGGUUCUUUUCAAGAACAAAGUAUUUUCAGCUCUCUUUGUUGCUAUCUUGCUCUUUGAUAUUGGUGGAUUUCCUCCUUCUCUGCUCAUGGAAGAUGUAGCAAGAAGUGCAAACAUUAGUGAGGAUGACUAUUAUAUGCCCCUUAUUUCCAUUAUUGGCAUUAUGACAACUGUUGGCAAACUUAUUUUAGGAAUACUGGCAGAUUUUAAGUGGGUUAACACUUUAUAUCUCUAUGUAACUACCUUAUUAAUGACAGGAGUGGCCUUGUUUGCAAUUCCAUUUGCCAAAAGUUACCUUACAUUAGCGAUGCUUUCUGGGAUUUUGGGUUUUCUGACUGGGAACUGGUCAAUUUUUCCGUAUGUAACAACAAAGACUGUGGGGAUUGAGAAACUGACUCAUGCCUAUGGGAUAUUGAUGUUCUUCGCUGGACUUGGAAAUAGCCUUGGACCACCAAUUGUAGGUUGGUUUUACGACUGGACGCAGGAGUACGAUACUGCUUUCUAUUUCAGUGGCUUUUGUGUCCUGCUGGGUGGAUUUCUCCUGCUGUUGGCAGCACUGCCCUGCUGGAAUGCCUGCACCGAUCAGAGCUCCAAACUGCCUCCAAACACUUACUCCUACAAAGUUGCAUCUAACACUUAGGUGACAACUGGAAAACACUUUGCGCCUUUUUAUAUUAUAUAGCAAAGUAUUUUAGUAAUUUUCCACUUAUUUAUGAAACCCACAAAUCCUCUUUCCACUAGAAAAAUUCCAUUGUUGCUUGUUGUUCAGUUCCUUUUUCUUCUUUUAUUUCUAUUUUUUAAUGCUGUUUUUAAAAACAGUCUGAUUUUGUGUACUAUGCACCAUGCCUUUGUCUACUGUAAUUUCCUUUCACCCUGUAAAGGGGAUGUUCUGCUGUAUUAUCAGCUGUACAUUUAUUUUAAGGGGGGUUGGUAAGGAGGGGUGAACACUUUGAAGCAAAAAUGAAGGCCUGCUCUUUAUAGGAGAAGGCUGGCAUUUCUGCCACCUUCCAUAGGUCUCAGAGUUGCACAAUUAGGCUUUACAAAAUAAGAAUUUGCCUUAUUAAAAUGUAAUACUAUGGCAAUGCAUUUUUAACAUCAUGCUUAGACUUUCUUGUCUUUUUAAAGUUUCUCCAAUUUAUGAUUAAGUGCCAAUUGUGGGAGGGAGAAGAGGGGAAACAAAAUCAACUUUGUGUUGCAUUGCAUAACUGAAGUGAACAUAAUGAUGAAAGUAAAGAUUCUUAUUACCACUGCGACUAAGAACUAUGUUUAUAAAUAUUGCACAUUUUGUGAAGCCUGUUUAUAAAACUGAACCAAAACCUUUUAAACCAAGGAAUAAAUGUGAUUGUUGAAACCUCAAAAGAAA
Molecule: messenger RNA, 2566 nt
Organism: Cyanistes caeruleus (blue tit)
Lineage: Eukaryota; Metazoa; Chordata; Aves; Passeriformes; Paridae
Gene: SLC16A9
Product: solute carrier family 16 member 9
Biological process (GO): transmembrane transport; monocarboxylic acid transport
Molecular function (GO): monocarboxylic acid transmembrane transporter activity
Source: RefSeq, a predicted model, not a curated record